Molecule: messenger RNA, 1915 nt
Organism: Adelges cooleyi (spruce gall adelgid)
Lineage: Eukaryota; Metazoa; Arthropoda; Insecta; Hemiptera; Adelgidae
Product: dynein intermediate chain 3, ciliary-like
Exons: 10
Coding region: 1-1794 (597 amino acids)
Biological process (GO): outer dynein arm assembly; cilium movement
Cellular component (GO): outer dynein arm
Molecular function (GO): dynein light chain binding; dynein heavy chain binding
Source: RefSeq, a predicted model, not a curated record
AUGCACGCCAAUUUCACGUACGCCAAAUGUAGGCGAGAAUACGGUAAACAAUGUAAAUUCAGUAAUUGGGGUCCGAAAAUGCUGGAGAAUUUAACACCGCAACCCCGUCUGGAAGACCAAUGGAUACCGGAGAGCCCGUGUAAUAGGAGCACGUUGAUUGCCGUCGAUAUGUCACUGCACGAUAUCAACACAGUGCGUGCAGAGUACGCUGAACACGGUGUUUACCACGUGGAAGGCGGAUGGCCCAAAGAUGUCAAUAUGGACGAUCCUGAACAAGUGGUCAGGUUUAGGAAAAAAGCCGAAAAGGACGAUUCGUACAUGCAAGCCGUGUUGCAGAUGUCCAACCUUACCGAACACUUUAUCAAUCAAAACAACUCCAUUGACAUAUAUGAACCAUAUUUUAUCGACCCGGACUGCCAGCAGAUGCAUACAAUAGCUCCAUCUUUCCGGACGGUAGCCGUCAUGUCCGAUACUUUUUCUCCAACAAGACCGGUACAGCACUUAUCUUGGUCUCCCGAUCAAGGUUCGUUAGUAGCAAUUAGUUACGCCAACAUGGAGUUUCAAAUGGCGGACCCACUUAGCAGUCCCGAUUCGCUAGUAUUUGACUUGGAGGACUCGACAACGCCCUUUAUCACCAUCGAAUCGCAACAUCCAAUCGUUACCCUCGAGUUCAAUAACCGAGACUCUCAGUGCUUAGCUGGCGGUCUUGUAAGUGGGCAGGUCGCUUAUUGGGACAUUCGCAAGGGUUCAGCGAGUGUCGGCAUCAGCAACGUUAAAAGCAGCCACCGCGAUCCAGUCAGAAGUCUGCAUUGGAUUAAUUCCAAAACCAGUACGGAAUUUUAUACAGGCUCCAGUGACGGUCAGGUGAUGUGGUGGGACACGAGGAAACUAACGGAACCGACAGAAGUUCUGUUUUUGGAUCUGUCGAAAAGCGAGAAUACAGAUGAUCCAGAGUGGGUGAAAUGGGCGCGGUCUCAUGGCGUGACUUGUUUGGAUUACGACCCUGCAAUUCCAAUUCGAUUUAUGAUAGGUACUGAAACCGGUCAGGUGUUUAACGGAAACCGUAAGGGUAAAACAGUAUUUGAAAAAAUCUCGGCUACCUAUAACUGUCACGUUGGUCCAGUUUACUCGGCUCAGCGAAAUCCUACGUUCUUGAAAAACUUUUUAACAGUCGGUGACUGGCAAGUGCGAUUGUGGUCAGAAGACGUCAAAGACUCUCCAAUUAUGUGGUCAAAGCGUCACGAAAUGAGACUGACCGAUGGCGCUUGGAGUGAAACUAAACCAUCGGUGUUCUACACGACUCGGGCCGACGGUUGUUUGGACGCUUGGGAUGUUCUACAGAAACAGAAAGAUUCCAUACUCACAAUUAAGGUGUCUGACGAAGGCUUGAACUGUAUUAGAUGUCACGAAGGCGGAGCGCUAUUGGCCGUCGGCGACGACUGCGGUAAGACUUAUGUGAUUGAAAUGAACGAUUGGUUUGUGACACCUGGGAAAAACGAUAAAGCCUUAUUGACUGCUAUGUUUGAUCGAGAAACGAGACGUGAGAAAAUCAUCGAAGCCAAACUUCGAGAGCUGAAAUUAAAAACAAAAUCCGCGCCUAAAGACACUAUCACCGUCAAAGACAAACAAGUGCAGUUGGCGGAAGCCGAAGCAAGAAUAAUCGAAGAAGCAGAGAGGGAGUUUUUUGAACUCAGCACUGUUAAACAAUAUGAUGAUAAAGCCGAUGCUGUAACAGAAGAUGAACAUGACGACGGGGAAGAGGAAGUCUCAUUCGAAGAUCAUAUUGAGCUUUAGUCUAUAUAUAUGUAUAAGUUUUCAUGUAAAAUCCAUAUGUGUUCAGGGGAAAAGUGAAAACUUAAUUAAGGCCGGGAAAUUUUACUUAAUUACAUUUUUUUUUAAAUUUCUUUUACAAAAA